Fonsecaea multimorphosa CBS 102226 is the source of this 1518-nucleotide messenger RNA. RefSeq lists its product as uncharacterized. NCBI's taxonomy places the organism in Eukaryota, Fungi, Ascomycota, Eurotiomycetes, Chaetothyriales, Herpotrichiellaceae. Bases 1 to 1518 code for a protein of 505 amino acids. Gene Ontology annotation, biological process: double-strand break repair via homologous recombination. Gene Ontology annotation, cellular component: cytoplasm; chromosome. The transcript has a single exon. The record is from RefSeq and is a predicted model, not a curated record. Gene Ontology annotation, molecular function: four-way junction helicase activity; ATP binding; 3'-5' DNA helicase activity.
AUGCCACGAGGACCACUAAAACGGACCGCAAGUAUCACAGAUCUGCGCUUUACCUUGAGACGCGUCUUUGGCAAGGCCUCGUUCCGGCCACUCCAGGAAGAGAUCAUUACCGCCGUUGUUGGUGGACAUGAUGUGUUUCUCUGCGCAGCCACAUCCUUCGGCAAAUCACUAUGCUACCAGCUUCCAGCAGUUGUGUCCCUUGGGGUUACUGUGGUUAUCUCACCCCUCCUGGCAUUGAUGGACAACCAGGUCCAAGCAGCCAAGUCCUUGGGUAUCGCUGUCGAGUGUAUCAAUGGCAAAACUGAAUGGUCUGAAAAGGUCAGAAUUGAGACAGAUCUCCUUUGCGGACAUCCAGAAACCAAACUUCUCUACGUCACCCCGGAGCUUUGCGCACAGGACCGAUUCCGGAAACUCAUCAUGAAAAUCCACCGCCAGGGUCAGCUGGUGCGAAUUGCGGUGGACGAGGCACAUUGUAUCAGUGAAUGGGGCCACGAUUUCCGUCCGUGCUAUAAAAGCCUGGUAUGGCUCAAGACCAACCUCACCUGUCCCACGGUGCCCAUAAUAGCAGUAACCGCCACUGCGACCAAACAAGUGCGAGAGGACAUUUUCACAUACCUUGGUCUUGAUCCUGACAAGACCAAAUGCUUCUCUACUUCUACCGCGCGACCAAACAUUCAUUACGAAGUUCAAUACUUCUCAGAAUGUCACCCCAAGGAUCCAAACGAUGACAUGUUUCCAUACCUUCUGUCGAAAUUGAAUUUCAUGUAUCAGAGGCGGCUAAUGCUGCUCAGACAUCGGAAAGAGCAGCUUCCAACAGCCGCUGUUUCCCCAAUCACGGGCAUUAUCUAUGUACCGCUUCGUGCUACAGCAGAUGAUCUUGCUUCAGAUCUGACCACUUGCGGGAUCCGAGCAAGCGCUUACCACGCCGGGUUAGACACAAAAAACAGGGAGAGAGUGCAGAGAACGUUUCUCAGAUAUGCCACUUCGGACCCUCAUCUACUACAAGUCGACGACGACCAAAGUGUGACGAACUCGUUCAACAUCAUCUGUGCCACCACAGCCUUUGGCAUGGGUAUCGACGUCCCCACCAUCCGGUUCGUGAUCCACUACGGUCUUCCGAGGGGCAUGGAAUCGUUCACGCAAGAGUCAGGACGAGCCGGACGGGACAACAAGGCCGCAUCAAGCAUAAUCAUGUACACCCGAGAAGACAAAGAGCGGUGUGAGUAUCGCGCAAGAUGUGAGGCAGCCAAGGACAAGAGCAAGGCCAAGACCGAGUCAAGGUUCGAGUCGCUCCGCAGCAUCAUCGAGUUCUGCGAGAACACCGACUUCUGUCGCCAUACACUGGUCUCUCGGUAUUUCGGGGACAAGAGUAGCGUUGCCGAGUGUCACUUUGCGUGCGACGUCUGCAAAGAGGGGCCAUCCAAGCUGAAGAAACGCAAGGAACGGGGUCUGGCUGAGGAGUUGGAGGCGUGGGAGUUUACACAGAGGGAACCAAUUCCGGAUUAUGAAUCCGAAUAA